This is a messenger RNA of Diutina rugosa, 4497 nucleotides long. RefSeq lists its product as uncharacterized. The record is from RefSeq and is a predicted model, not a curated record. NCBI's taxonomy places the organism in Eukaryota, Fungi, Ascomycota, Pichiomycetes, Serinales, Debaryomycetaceae. The coding region runs from base 1 to 4497 and encodes 1498 amino acids. Gene Ontology annotation, biological process: transmembrane transport. Gene Ontology annotation, molecular function: ATP binding; ATP hydrolysis activity; ABC-type xenobiotic transporter activity. The transcript has a single exon. Gene Ontology annotation, cellular component: plasma membrane.
AUGAUGACGCCGUCGCCUCCCGCCAACGCCCAUACCCGGAGGCUUCAACCCCACCACAUCCAGGUGUCACAUCACCAAUACCACAACUACCACAGAACGGCACCGCUGGACGGCUCGCUGUUCGCGUCGCUGGAAGAUCUGUUGCGGCUGCCGCCGGCGGCAUACUCGUCGCCCGACUUGCCCCAGUACUCUGUUGACGACUACUACGAUGACGACACCUUAUCCGAGCUUCCGGAUGAUGGCGCUGCCGGCUCGAUCAAAGCUAAACCCGCCACACCGCCGAUUAAGCGAGCUAAGCGGAUGUUUUCGUGGUUAUUCCCCAAAAAGGUCCCCCCGAUCACCAGAGAAGAAGACCGCACCGAGUACCCGUGGCACAAGACCAACGUGUUCAUGCAGGCAGGGUUCUGGUGGGUGUUCCCCAUCUUGUACAAAGGCUACCAGCGCACCUUAGUGCCGCUGGACUUGUGGCUUCUCCCGAGGAAAAUGACGGUGCAAGAAAUGUACCAAAAAUUCGAGUACGAGCUCAAUAAGUUGUUGGAGAAACAGGAAAAGGACCACUUGAAGAAAUACCCAGACUUGCUGAACUUUAAGUGGGCGCCGUGGACGGUGAUCUGGGCGGUGUUCUUGACGUUCAAAUGGCAAUACACCAUGCUGUGCGUGUGGUUGCUGCUUUGUUUCGCCUGUCAAACGCUCUCUCCCUUGAUUACCAAGGAGUUGAUUGCCUUCGUCCAGUACCGAGCUUUCGGGGUCUACCACACCAACAACCGGGGUAUCGGUCUCACCUUUGGCGUGGUGUUGAUGGUGCUUUUUAAUGGGGUGGCGCUCAACCACUUCUUCCACGACGCCAUGAUGACGGGUGCCAUGACCAAAGCCGUGCUCACUAAAGCGGUGUUGCUCAAGCUGUUCAAGUUGCUGGCGAAGUCCCGCUACAUGUUCCCUCGCGGGCGGAUCACGUCAUUGAUGGCGACCGACUUGGCCAAGAUCGAUCUUGCCCUUGGCUUCCAACCAUUCCUCAUCUGUUUCCCCGUGUGUAUUUGCAUUCUGAUCAUCAUUCUCGUCAUCUACAUUGGCGUCCCCGCCCUCGUCGGUCUCGGUCUUUUCCUCGCGUCCCUCGUCCUCUGCGUGUUGUUAGCGGGGUUCCUUUACACUUUCCGUCGUCGGGCCGUCAUCCACACCGACGAGCGGAUCAACUUGAUCCGGGAAGUGGUGACAAACAUCAAGAUCAUCAAGUUUUACGCGUGGGAAAUGGCCUACAAACACAUGUUGACCGAAACGAGAAACAGAGAGAUGAAGGAAGUGUUCAAGAUUAAGCUGUUGCGUAACGUCAUCGCCGCCUACGCCGUCAGUUUGCCGUCAUUGACGUCGAUGUUGCUGUUCGUGGUCAUGUGGCGCACCAACCGGAUGAAGGCCCCCGCCUACACGUUCUCGGCGUUGCUGUUGUUCACCAUCCUUGCCCAGGCAAUCUUGAUGGUGCCCUACGCCCUUGCCACCGGCGCCGAUGCCCUCAUUGGCUUCAAGCGGUGCACUGACUACCUCCUGGCUGAGGAAGGCGAGUACCAGCAGAAGCGCAUCAACGAAAAGCUGGUGGCCCCCGGCGACCCCAUCAUCGUCAUUCGCAACGCCAACUUCAUCUGGGAACAAUUCCACGACGACUUGAACAACAACUUGUGGGCGAAAAAAGACACUUUAGAAGGGUACAAGGAACUCCAACGCCUCGAGCGUGAACGCCGCAAGUUUGAGCGCCGCCAACACCGCAUGCUUGAACGCCAACGUCGCCAGCGUCGCAACAUCUACGGGGAGAAAGAGUACGCCAUCGAGGGAUCGGUGGAGUCGUUGGGGCUGUCGGGGCUGGACCGCGAGAGCAAUUUCCCCGGGUUGUUGGACUUGAACUUGGUGAUCGACAAGGGUGAGUUCAUCAUGGUGUGUGGGCUGAUUGGUCUGGGUAAGCUGUCGCUUCUUAACGCCCUCGCGGGGCUGAUGAAGUUGGAAAACCCGCUGACGGCUGACUAUGAAGUCAAGGCUAACACUAUCUUCUGCCUGGAGCCGUGGAUCCAAAACUCCACCAUCCGUGACAACAUCCUCUUCGGCGCUCCUUAUGACGAAGACUUGUACAAGGAAGUGAUCUUUGCCUGUGCCCUCGAAGAAGAUAUCUUGAUGAUGCCUGGUGGUGACCGUACCGAAAUCGGUGAACGGGGUGUCACCCUCUCUGGUGGUCAAAAGGCCCGGGUGGCCUUGGCUCGUGCCUGCUACGCCCAAGCCCCCAUCCUCUUGUUCGACGAUGUCCUUUCCGCUGUUGACUCCCGUGUCGCUAAACACAUCAUUACUUAUUUAUUUCAGGGGCUAUUGGUCAACAAGACCGUGGUGCUCGCUACCCACCAGUUACUGGUGCUUGAAGCUGCUGACCGUGUCGUGUUCCUCAACGGUGACGGGCUGAUUGACGUCGGCACUCCUGACCGCCUUUUGCUGCUGAACCCUGGGUUCCGGACCUUGGUCGAAAACAAUGUCGACCAGGAAAUCCGUGAGCUGUGGACCGCCGGCAACACUGGUGGCCAGGUGCUGCGUUUGCUGCACAUCGACGUCAACGAAUUCCGUGAAGAGUUGCCGGUGGACAACCUGGCGGCCAUCGCCCGCGUGUUGUCAGACGACAACCGUAACAUGAUCGGUAAGCUGAUGCGUGAGGAAGAAAAAGCUGUCAAUGCCAUUGGCUGGAACAUUUACAAGGAGUACUUGCGUCUUGGGCUGGGUAAGUUCAAGUGGAUCGCGGUGCCCUUAUUCGUGUGGUUGGUCAUGUUGGCGACAUUCUUCCAAAUCUUCACCAACACCUGGUUGUCAUUCUGGACCGAGAAACGCUACCCCACCAUGCUGGAUAACGUGUACGUGCUGUUGUACAUUAUGUUUGCCUUCUUGACGUUAAUCUUCAACGCCGCUGAGUUCAUGAUGUUGACCUACAUCGAAAACAAUGCCGCCCAAUACCUCAACAUUAAUGCCAUGCGCCGCAUCUUGCACGCUCCCAUGAGCUACAUGGACUCCACUCCGGUGGGGCGGAUCAUGAACCGGUUCACUAAGGACACUGACUCAUUGGAUAACGAAUUGGGGGAACAAGCUCAGUAUUGUAUCUUCCCGUUGGCGCUGAUGAUCGGUACCAUCAUCUUGUGUAUCUGUUACUUGCCGUGGUUUGCCAUCGCCGUCCCCUUCUUGGUAUUUGUCUUCCUCUUGAUGGCCAACUUCUACCAGGGGGCCUCUCGUGAAGUAAAGCGGUUGGAAGCCAUCCAACGGUCGAUGGUGUUCAACAACUUCAACGAAACGUUGACGGGGAUGCAGACCAUCCAGCUGUACCACCAGGAAGCGACAUUCAUUGCUCGCAACGACAAGUUUAUUAACAAUCAGAACGAGGCAUACUACGUCACCAUUCUGACCCAAAGAUGGUUGGCUAUCAACCUCGAUCUCUUGGGGGCAUCGUUCGCUUUGGUCAUCUGUAUGUUGUGUGUCAACCAAGUGUUCCACCUCCUGCCGUCGCUGGUGGGUUUGUUGAUGCUGUAUGUGGUGCAAAUCGUCGGUCUCUUGUCGAUGACGGUGAGAGCGAUGACUCAGGUGGAAAACGAAAUGAAUGCCACCGAACGUUUACACCACUAUGCGUUCUCGUUGCCUCAAGAAGCUGAGUACUUUGGUACAGUGACCCCGCCUCACAACUGGCCGCCUCUGGGUUACAUCUCCUUCACCAACGUCGCCUUGCGUUACCGUCCCGACCUUCCUCGCGUGCUUGACGACUUCAACCUUAGAGUGUACCCUGGCGAAAAAGUCGGUAUCUGUGGUCGGACUGGUGCCGGUAAGUCGUCGAUUAUGAACGCAUUGUACCGUCUCACAGAACUUGAAGACGGUCUGAUUACUAUCGACGGGCUCAACAUCGCUGACAUCGGGCUCUUUGACUUACGUCUGCGGUUGCUGAUUAUUCCCCAAGACCCCGUGUUGUUCCAGGGUACUGUCCGCAAAAACUUGGACCCCUUCAACCAGUACAACGACGAAGUCUUGUGGGACGCAUUGCGUCGUCUGGGUCUCUUGGACGAAGCUACCAUGAUUCGCAUCCGCAACUCCAAGUACGACCCCGACUCUUACGGCUACGAAGACUUGCACCGUUUCCACUUGGACCAAAUGGUUGACGACGAGGGCUCCAACUACUCGUUGGGCGAAAAACAAUUGCUUGCCCUUGCUCGUGCCUUGGUCCGUAACUCCAAGAUUCUUAUCUUGGACGAAGCGACGCUGAGUGUUGACUUUGACACCGAUCAACGCAUUCAAGAAACCAUUGCCACCGAGUUCAAGCACUGCACCAUCUUGUGUAUUGCUCACCGGUUGAAAACCAUUCUUCACUACGACCGCAUCUUCGUCAUGGACCACGGGAACGUCGCUGAGAAGGGUACCCCCUGGGGGUUAUACAACAAGGGAGGCAACUUCCGCGCCAUGUGUGACAAGGCCAAGAUUGCCCCUGAAGAUUUUGCAUAA